Molecule: messenger RNA, 1603 nt
Organism: Rubroshorea leprosula
Lineage: Eukaryota; Viridiplantae; Streptophyta; Magnoliopsida; Malvales; Dipterocarpaceae
Source: the annotation of a GenBank genome assembly
AGUUCAUACCAAUCACUAGUUCUGCUCUUUCGUCAUCUUCCGACGACACCGGCGCACAAAACAAACCACCAAAAAAACCUUAUUUUCAGAAUCAAAAUCAAAUCCCCAAAAUUUUUUUCUUCCGGGGAAUUUUCGUUUCCAGAGCUUAUGUAGAGUUCUACAUAGAUGAAGUGAUGAUCUGUGUUAGAGCUAACCCCUUCUCUUCUUCAUCUCCUUCUCAGUUCCUACUCGUUGCCAAUAGAUACGACCCACGAAUUCCCUUCUCCACGCGCCGCCGCCGUCGAGGAAUCAGGAGACGAAACGGCGACCUUCCCCUCAAAAAGAAUAUCAAAUUCGAAACCUUAUCGGAUGAUGAUCAAAACAUUAGAUUAGUCCUCGAUCUUGAGCAGAUUUCAUCCCUACCCUCCUCCAAAUUUCGGCAACUUCUCAACUACUCUAGAGAUGCUUACGACGACCUCAGAAAUUUCGUCACGGUGGAUAGUUAUACUCGGACGUUGCGGGUAUCGUGUCGCAAAUCGACCUUGCAAUUCCUUGGCGGGGUGUUCCUUUGUGGGUUUGUCGUUGUUUUUGCUUUUAGGGUUCUGCGGAACCUGGUGAUGGGGUUUAAGGCUAGACUGCGGUCUAGAGAGAAUGUGAUUGUUAGGAGGGAUAGGAGUCUUGGAGGGAGAGAGGUGAUUGUUGGGAUAAAGGGGGAUAAUCAGCAGUUUAAACCUUUGAAGGCUAGGGCCUCACCGGUUCAAGCUUUGGGCAGGGGUAAAAUGGAUUAUCCCCUCGGAGUCCAGGUGCCGGAGAAGUUGCCCAAAUGGUGGCCGGAGUCGGUGGCUAAUGGGGGCACCGUGUUCAAUCGGGAGUAUUAUCAGAGAGAGGCCAACAUAUUGACUAGAGUAAUCACGGACAAUAGAACCAGUGGAAAGGAUAUUUCAGAGGAAGAUAUAAUUCAAGUCAGUGGCUUUUCUUUAUUCAUUCAAUUUUCAUGUUGUUUAUAAUUUUCAUCUAGAACUAGAAAUGCAACUUUUGGCAUUGUGAAAGUUUUGUGCGGUGUUUUGUUUGGUUUAUAUUAUAUUUGAAUUUUGCAUAAUUUAGUGAGAUAUUGUUAAUCAGUUAGUGAUUUGUUUGGUUUAUCUUAUAUAGGUGUUUUGUUUGCAUCUUGAUUUUUGUUAAUCCCUUUAUAUACGUCAGUGAGAUACUGUAAAUUGCAAUUGUGGCACAAAAUUUUCUUCCCCUGUUGGAUUAGCUGACCCUUGGACAAUGUACUGGCUCUUUUCCUGUAUAUGUGUGAGCAGUUACGUCAAAUAUGCAGGACCUCUGGAGUGAGGACCUCUUUUGACACAACAAACACGCGGGAUUCCUUCUAUCGGGCAUCUAUUGAGUUGGUUUUGAAUGUUUGCAGCUGGGCACCAAGUCACUCUACCUCAGUUGAGGUUGAUGAUGAAGAUGCUCGAGAAUUCAUUGCAGGACUUGCUGAAAAUGUUGGCCUUGAAAAGAUUCGUGCUGCCAGAAUGGUGUGUGCUGCUGUUGCUGCACGCACGCGUUUGCGGUUUUUGCAGGCUUGGGUAAUUUGUUGAGCUCUUAUUCCUAAGUACAAUAAUAAUUUCACUUUUUA